Messenger RNA from Phacochoerus africanus (Common warthog), 733 nucleotides. Its product is annotated as cytochrome c oxidase subunit 5A, mitochondrial. Gene Ontology annotation, cellular component: mitochondrial inner membrane. Lineage: Eukaryota; Metazoa; Chordata; Mammalia; Artiodactyla; Suidae. Bases 100 to 558 code for a protein of 152 amino acids. Gene Ontology annotation, biological process: mitochondrial electron transport, cytochrome c to oxygen. The record is from RefSeq and is a predicted model, not a curated record. The transcript has 5 exons.
GCGUCGGUGCGUGAGUUCCGCCCCCACGAGCUUCGAAGCGGCCCUUGAGCUCACACCCGGCUUUGCCUUAGCGUUAACCUGCGCGCCGCCAUCGCCGUCAUGCUAGGCGCCGCUGUUCGCCGCUGCUCCGUAGCAGCAGCCGCAGUCGCCCGGGCCAGCCCUCGAGGCCUUCUGCACCCCACUCCGACCCCCGGCCCCGCCGCCGCUAUCCAGUCAAUUCGCUGCUACUCCCAUGGCUCACAUGAGACAGAUGAGGAGUUUGAUGCUCGCUGGGUGACAUACUUCAAUAAGCCAGAUAUUGAUGCUUGGGAAUUGCGUAAAGGGAUGAACACGCUUGUUGGCUAUGAUCUGGUUCCAGAACCCAAAAUCAUUGAUGCUGCUUUGCGGGCAUGCAGACGCUUAAAUGAUUUUGCUAGUGCCGUUCGCAUCCUAGAGGUUGUUAAGGACAAAGCAGGACCUCAUAAGGAAAUCUACCCCUAUGUCAUCCAGGAGCUUAGACCAACUUUAAAUGAACUGGGAAUCUCCACUCCAGAGGAGCUGGGCCUUGACAAAGUGUAAACUCCAUGGAUGAGCUUCCCAAGGAUUUAUUGAUAAUGCUACUUGAUUAUAAACAAUCACCUGGAAAUACUGAUGAUAACAUAUUACCUUAUUUGAACAAGUUUUCCUUCGUUGAGUACCAAACUGUGUAAUGUAACUUGGACUUUAAUAAAAGGGAAAUGAGUUUGAACUGAAA